Vitis riparia (riverbank grape) is the source of this 2666-nucleotide messenger RNA. RefSeq names its product ATPase MORC2A-like. The transcript is spliced from 16 exons. Gene Ontology annotation, molecular function: ATP hydrolysis activity; zinc ion binding. Gene Ontology annotation, cellular component: nucleus. The record is from RefSeq and is a predicted model, not a curated record. Lineage: Eukaryota; Viridiplantae; Streptophyta; Magnoliopsida; Vitales; Vitaceae. The coding region runs from base 102 to 2447 and encodes 781 amino acids.
GAGUUACAAGUAGGAGCGAAAGCGACUACGAAGCACGAACUCGGCAAGGGGAGCAGAAACGCCGGUGGCAUCGGAGCAUUCAUCGGCGGCUAGGUUUGAAAAUGGAUGAUUCACUAUUGACCCUAGGUGAACCCCCAAGAAAAGAUGGUUCGGCGCAUUAUAUUAUGUUGACAAAAGAUCAGAAAUCCAUAUGCCGGACACAAUGCCUUAAUCCACCCUUUCAAAUGCCUCCUUUUUGGAACAUAUCUACUAUAGUCAGAGAAAAGACGAUUCAUUUUCUUAAUGAAUUACCUCAUUGUUUUCUACGCCCUGCUCCUCAAAAUUCUCGUGACCAGAGGGAGUGGAGGAUAUUCUUGGGUUUCCUUCAGAAGAACAUGAUGGUUGCUGUGGCAAAAUUUCAAUUAUAUGAACUUUACAUACUUCCUCCCACUGAAGGCUCAAAUUUUAGCCAUGCUGUAGUUGCAUAUAGGUUGGUGAAAGUACACAAAGUGGAUGAUAGUAAAACAAAUGGCAUAUCAGAUGAAACCAUGAUCCAGCCCGUACAGUUGCUAUCUCCAGAGGCUUCAUCGCAUACAAAUCAAACACGUAGAUGUAUGCAACCAAGCACAACAUCUACAAAUGCUUGCAUCAACAGUAGACCUGUCUCACCUUUCGGGGAGACUGUUGUACCAAGUUGUUUUACUGCCAAGGAGUUUGCUGAUAGAUCAGAUGCAUAUAAGACAGGAAGAUGUUCAGCAAAUAGUGUGGAUAGACGUCCUCACAAUAAGUUUACCCAGGACACUGGAGAUUACAAUGCCUUAGAUUUUGAAACUCAAACAUAUACCAGAUCUCAGCUCAAUGCUGUUAAGCAAGAUGGUCAUUCAGAAAAAAAUUAUGUACGGGCAGAUCCGAGUUACCUGAAAACGCUUGGUCAGGCUCAUUCUGGAUGGAUUUUUGGUGCCAUAGCUGAGCUGGUUGAUAAUUCCAGGGAUGCCAAAGCGACUAAAUUGGGCAUUUCUAUUGAGAUGAUAUAUUCAAAGAAAGCUGGUGAAGAUAUCCCAAUGCUGUCAGUUAAAGAUGAUGGGCAAGGAAUGACCCAUAAGGAGAUUGUUAGAAUGGUUUCUUUUGGGCACAAACAACCUGAUACAGAUGAUCCAGAUCAUAUUGGAAGAUUUGGCAUUGGAUUUAAGACUGGAGCAAUGAGACUUGGCAGGGAUGCUUUCGUUCUUACCCAGACUAGUAGUUCCAGAUCUAUAGCUUUUCUUUCACAAUCUUUAAAUGAAGGAAAAGAUAAUCUGGAGAUCCCAAUUGUGAGCUACUACAGACAAGGGCAGUUUAUGGAACUGGAUGAAAGUAUCCAGUCUGAAGCUUUUGCUAAGUAUAACUUGAAAGCUAUAAAGGAAUUUUCACCAUUUAAUAAGUACUCCAUUGGCAUGAAAGCAGGGUUGUUUUGUGAAAAAGGUACGGGAACACAAAUAUACAUAUGGAAUUUGGAUAAAUGGGGCUCAGAUUAUUGUCUGGAAUGGCAUAAUGGGAUGAGUAGUGGGAGCUCCUUCUACCAAGGUGACAUAUUCAUUCGCUCCAGACGGGUCAAAUCUCGUCCUGGCCAGAUCAGUCAAAAGGUGCCUUUAGACUAUUCACUUCGAUCUUAUUUGGAAGUCAUCUUCUUAAAUCCACGGAUGAAGAUUUUUAUUCAGGGCUCACUGGUUAAAAGCCGACCAUUGGCAAAAUCUUUGAAUAAUACUGUCAUAGAGAAUGGUAUUGUCAUGGGAAAACCUGUUCAACUAACUCUUGGUCGCUGUCAAUUAGAAUGGGAGCAGGCAAAUUGCGGAAUAUUUUUGUAUUGGCAUGGCCGCUUAAUUGAAGGUUACAAGAGAGUUGGUGGCAUGAUACACAAUGCAGAUAUGGGUCGGGGUGUAAUUGGUGUUAUAGAUGUUACUGAUAUAAUGAAUGAUGGAAAUGGUCAUGUUUGGGUGCAUAGCAACAAGCAAGGAUUUCAGGACUGUGAACCUUAUGCUCGGCUUGAGGAGUGGCUAGGUAGCAAAGCUGAUGAAUUCUGGGACACAAAUUUUGAUACUCUUCAGUUGAAAAAGGGUAAUAAUCUCUACAAACCUGACCACGAAUGGGUACAAUGUGACAAGUGUAGGAAGUGGCGGGUGCUAAGCUCUGGUUUUAGGGCUAAUGACUUGCCUCAAGAGUGGUUUUGUUACAUGGAGCCUUUCAAUGGACUGUGUGAAAUUCCUGAACAAAAGGUUGCACGAGGAGUGAUUACAGUGUCUGCAAAACGAUCUGGUUGUGAUCCCUCACAGAAGCCUGUUCAGUGUGACAAUGUGCAAAUCUUACAUUCCACCAGUUCACGGGAAAGUAUUAGUGGUGAUGAUUCAAGUCAGACUCCGGAGGAUGUCACACCUGUGCUAAAAAGGCUCAGAAGGGGACCUUCAAGGAGUUGCAAGAAAGUAAAACGUUAGCGCCUGUCUAUUUCCCCAUGGUAAAGGUUGUCUUUCAUUAGUAAUCCAUGGAGGUACCUGAGUUUAAUAGGAUGGUUGCCUUACAUUAAAAUUUUAUACAAGUGCCAAUGUUCACUCGACUUGAGCAGUUGAAUUGUUGAGCGGAAUAACUGUAAUACCAACUUGUUUCUUUUCACUGAAAGAAUGAGAAAAGCAAAGAGAAGAAAGUGUGCAUAUUCA